AUGGCCUGUCACUGGGAUUCUGGGAAUAUCAUGGAUUUUGUGACCCGGGUUUACCACGACAUGCACACUUUGAUCAUACCAUCGCCUCAUUCCCCGGACCGACAUAUGCACCACGGUCAUGUCAGAUCACGAGAACAACAACCUUCACCACAAAGGCCUGCAAAGGCUGCAAUGACUGCGAAAGAAAACCACAAGUCCACAACGCAGCCGCAUGGCAUCGCAUGGCAGCUUGGCCCACGCAAGUUCACACUCUUCUUCUUGUUUUCCAUCUGGCGUUUACUGCUUGACUGUAAGGAAAAAAAAUGGUAUCUCCUCCCCUGUCCGCUGACGGGACCCCCACCCCCUGAACCCUGCUGCCUUAGCUCGCAGAUACGCCUGGACACCUUGUAUCCGUAUCUGUCCCUCGCUCUGUGGCUUGCUCCCGUUGCUUCUAGCGCGCCUGGUUUGCAUACCGUUGGCGCCACUGUUGGUCAACGUUCAACGGGAGGCAGAGUCUCGGAGAACCAGAGAAACAUGAGAGCUAUAGGAGCUAUUGAGGGCUAUGGAUGCGGCUCACGGCUCGACGAGUCUCGUCCCUUGAGCCAGAUCAUUACACAACCCACUUCACCGGCCGGCAUCCCCUUGAAAAGCACCGAGACUCGGCCACGACUCCACGAUUACCGCGAGAGCACGCCGAGUAUUGAGCCCCAUCCUACGCCGGCUACGAGUAACGAAGCUAUGCGAAACAGCGACGAAAUGUGCUGCCGGCCAAAUGGCAACCGCUACCUACUGCAAGUGGGCAUGAGGAGCUACGGAGUGGUGGAAGGGGGGAUUGUACAGAAAUUUGAGCGAGAAGUGGUCAAUAUCAAGACAGCAAAUGACUUACCACUGGUGGUGAAGCUCACGAUGGACGAAUCUAUCGUGAAACAACUCGAGGCCCAAUCUACCAUGAUGAUAAACAGUCCAUGGAAGACUGUGGCUCAAAUUAGAUCUCAAGGCACUAACUCGGAUCUUUUCUGGAAAAAAGGUGGCCCAUUGCGCGCGCAAAUUCUCGCCUCACCUCGGCCUGUCUUUCAUCGCGGCGGACCCCUCCGCCCCAUCAACUAUCCGGCCCCGCUUUUCAUCCGGUGGUCUGAUCGGAUGUUUUCCGUGAGCUCGACGUUCAACUUUUCAGGUUCUUACACGGUGAGGUUGCUGGAGGCUGAGGCUCGUCUUUCCCCUUUUUGUGCUUUCCGCCCUCAGCCUCGAAAGUACUUCGUACCCUCCACUCACUCUAGAUUCCCGUCUGUUGCGAACGAGACUGUCCAUCGCGCGCAUUUCCACGGAUUUGGACGGUCGGUGACAAUCGCGAUGCUUGAUGCUGCUAUCGCCGACGCCGAUACUAAUACCAGUGCCUCCCCAUCAACAAUUGCAAAUGCUACCCGUGCUCAGGUCGUCCUGACUCGGGCCAAACUUCGAUACCGAUCCCGACAAGGACCGUUUGCAGACACACCGUGUCGCGCCGACUCCCUCCGCGACGGAACAAUGACGCCACAACCCAUCGUGACAAUGACAUCCGACAACGCGCGAUGGAGAAGAAAGAAGACCCCGCACGGAAUGGCCGUGAAAUUCUACACAUCACCUCCCCCGGAUGACGUCGCGUCUUGGGCUCGGACUUUAUCGGGUUCUCCAGUACACGUGUACAGCGCUGCAAAAGCACGCAUCAGUCAACCCCCAGUUGACACGCAUGUACCGGACAUGGGGAACAAGUUCCUUUCCCAUUCCGCUGGGUUCCCCCGUUCUCGGGCGAGAGCCGAUUAUCCAUCCCACCACUUCAUCCCGCGGAGUACACACACAUUUUCUCUCGCCACGGAACGUCACAGCCCUACGGUGACGGCGACAGCGGCACGGGUGUUGAAAAAGUGGGCAGAUGGAUCCGUGACGGUCGGAGAUAAAGCUGGAUUACCCCUGAUGGCCGCCUAUCGACUAGGCGCGAAACAGAUUCUCAGUUGCGAGAUAGCUGCGGUAGCUGAUUCAUGA
This is a messenger RNA of Colletotrichum lupini, 1998 nucleotides long. RefSeq lists its product as uncharacterized. Bases 1 to 1998 code for a protein of 665 amino acids. The transcript has 17 exons. Lineage: Eukaryota; Fungi; Ascomycota; Sordariomycetes; Glomerellales; Glomerellaceae. The record is from RefSeq and is a predicted model, not a curated record.